CAAACAUGGCUGCCUACUUGAGUCGGCUGCACCAUAUUUCAUUGCACGUCUCUAACGUGGACAAACUGGCUCAGGACCUCGUGUCUAAGUUCCAGUUCAGGGUGUUUGCUGCCAGACUGGCGGCCGGAGCUCGGCAGCUCGCUUUCCGUAAAGGCGGCGCGGUGUUUGUGGUGAAUGAGAGAGCGGCACGUGUCACUGACGUGCUGUACGACGUGCACCCGCACUACUCAGUGGACACCGCGUGCAAUGUGUGUUUCGAGGUCGAGGACGUGGAGAGGACGUCGGAGUCGCUGCGGUCACGAGGCUGCGACCUGCUCGUGCCGCCGACGUGCGUCGGGGACGACGGUGGUCACGUGACCUACUCGGUCGUCAAGUCCAUCGUGGGUAACGUGUGUCACACGCUCGUGGACACGAGUCGCUACCGAGGGCCCUUUCUGCCCGGAUUCUGUCAGGUCGGCACCGGGGAGGACGAGGAGGACACGCGGUGUCACGUGACGCAUUUUGAUCACGUGACCUACGCGUGCACGAGACGCAGCACGACUGAGGUGAUGCGCUGGUACGAGAAGAACUUCGGGUUCCAGAGGUUCUUCAUCUCCAGCGACGAGAACGCAGAGGAAGGCUACGUGUUGGAUCAGGACGGAAUCGGUCUGCGCUUGACCGCUAUGGAGUACUGGAAGUGCAGCGAGGCGGAAAUCAAGUUCCCUUUUAAAGACCGGAAAGAGCCGGACUGCAAGUUCGUCAUCGCCGAAUCUCUGCCUGAGCAGAGUCGGAAUCAGGUGGACACGUUUCUGGAGCAUCACAGAGGUCCAGGUAUCCAGCACAUCGGCCUGUUCACGCAGGACAUCGUGUCCACGGCACACACCAUGGCCAACGCCUCUGUUCAGUUCUUCUCUCCUCCUGCAGCCUACUACAGCGAGGUGGGGAAGCAGCAGGAGAUCGAGGAGGCAGGUCAUGAUCCAAAAGCUCUGAUGCAGCACGGCAUCCUGUUGGAUACAGACCUGCAGGGGAACGACGAGGAUCCGAGCGCAUGCAGUAAACGGUACCUGCUGCAGGUGUUCACCAAGCCCAUCUUCUCCGAGGACACGCUCUUCCUGGAGCUGAUCGAGCGGCGUGGAGCCACUGGGUUCGGAGAGGGGAACAUCCGAGCUUUAUGGAAAUCCGUUCAGUCUUACAUGGAGAAGAAGGAGGACUCAAUAGUACAGACUACGAAAAGCAAGCAAACCGGACAGCACUGAUGUCUGACCACAGUGUGAAAAUGAUGUCAGAUUAAUGAAAUCUAUUUAUUUAUGCUCUUUACAACGCUGCCACUUCACACUCCUGUAAAAAUAUCUUUUAACAUCUGUGAUGUUAAGCUCAGUUUAAACACUUCUCAGACUGAAAUGUAUUUAAUUACAUGAAAAGGUGCUUCAACACUGAUUAGUGUUUGUGUUUGUGUGUGUGUGUGUGUGUGUGUGUGUGUGCGCUUAGUCAAUGGUGGAAAAAUGCCACCUAUCAGGUAAAAAAACAGGAGGUCUAUCGCUGUAUUACAAUCUAAUGUAGUGGAUGUAAUUAAUGGAUGUAAGUUUCACUGAAUUCUGAAUUGUGAUGCAGAAGGUAUUGAUUAGUUUUCUAUAACUCUGCACUCUAACCCCAACCUCCUCAGUUGGGGUAUGUGAAGAAAAGAAUUCCACUGUGCUGUAAUGUAUAUGUGGCGAUAAUAAAGGAUUCUAUGCCCUA
Tachysurus vachellii is the source of this 1716-nucleotide messenger RNA. It is a transcript of the gene hpdl, whose product is annotated as 4-hydroxyphenylpyruvate dioxygenase-like. The record is from RefSeq and is a predicted model, not a curated record. Gene Ontology annotation, molecular function: 4-hydroxyphenylpyruvate dioxygenase activity. Bases 6 to 1235 code for a protein of 409 amino acids. Gene Ontology annotation, biological process: aromatic amino acid metabolic process. Lineage: Eukaryota; Metazoa; Chordata; Actinopteri; Siluriformes; Bagridae. The transcript has 5 exons.